This is a messenger RNA of Onychostoma macrolepis, 2179 nucleotides long. Its product is annotated as gastrula zinc finger protein XlCGF57.1-like. The transcript is spliced from 3 exons. NCBI's taxonomy places the organism in Eukaryota, Metazoa, Chordata, Actinopteri, Cypriniformes, Cyprinidae. The record is from RefSeq and is a predicted model, not a curated record. Bases 185 to 1660 code for a protein of 491 amino acids.
GCUUCACGCUCCAGUCCAGCGGGUGGCGCUAAAACACAUGCGUUUGUUUGCCAAACACCAUCAAACCUCAGAGGAAGAUUAGUUUCACCGCGCUCUCUGCUGUUUUCACGUGAUUCGUGACUAAGUUUUGAAGCAAGCAGGAAUAUCUGGAGGAGUAUCAUCUGAACUGAGAUCUGCUGUGAAGAUGGUGUUUGUUAAAGAGGAGAGAGAGGAGGACACGAGUGAACCAGAAACCUGGAGAAUAAAACACGAGGAACCAGAACCCUGGAGAAUAAAACACGAGGAACCAGAACCCUGGAGAAUAAAAGAUGAGGAACCAGAAACCUGGAGAAUAAAACAGGAGGAACAAGAAGAAUCGACUGAAGAAAAUCAGGAGACUGGAGAAUUGAGUGAAGUUGAGGGAAAAAAUCAUAUUAAAACUGGAGAAAUACCUCUGAGUUGCUCUCAAACAAAACAGAAAAAUUUACAAAAAAGAAGAGACAAAAAAUCUUUCACCUGCACUCAGUGUGGAAGGAGUUUCACACACAAAACAAGUCUUGAGCGUCACAUGAGAAUUCAUACUGGAGAGAAGCCGUUCACUUGUGAUCACUGUGGGAAGAGUUUUAGACAAUCUGCAAGCCUUAAGGAUCACAUGAACAACCACACUGGAGAGAAGCAGCACAUAUGCGAUCAAUGUGGGAAAAGUUUCACACGAAAAGGACACCUUACAGAGCAUAUGAGAGUUCAUACUGGAGAGAAACCAUUCACUUGUGAUCAGUGUGGAAAGAGUUUUACACAAUUGGCAAGUCUUAAGGAUCACAUGAACAUCCACACUGGAGAGAAGCAGCACAUAUGCGAUCAAUGCGGGAAGAGUUUCACACGAAUAGGACACCUUACAGCACACAUGAGAGUUCAUACUGGAGAGAAGCCAUUCACUUGUGAUCAGUGUGGAAAGAGUUUCACACGAUCAGCAAACCUUAAGGAUCAUAUGAACAUCCACACUGGAGAAAAACCUUAUCAGUGUUCACACUGUGAAAAGAGAUUCAGUCGGUCGGGACACCUGAAAACACACAAGAGGAUCCACACUGGAGAGAAACCGUACACAUGUAAUCAGUGUGGAAAGAGUUUGAAAUGCAAAUAUAAACUUGAGCUUCACAUGAGAGUUCAUACUCGAGAGAAACCGUAUCCUUGUGAUCAGUGUGAGAAGAGUUUUGCAAAUUCAUCAACCCUUAAGGAUCACAUGAACAUCCACACUGGAGAGAAGCUGUUCUCAUGUGAUCAAUGCGGGAAAACGUUUUUCUGGGCUUCAGUCCUGAAGCAGCACCUAACAGUUCAUACAAAGGAGAAGCCACAUUCAUGUUAUUUGUGUGGAAAGAGUUUUUCAUGUCUACAAAGUUUGAAAGUUCAGAAAAUACACGCUGGUGUGAGAGAGUAUCUGUGCUUUGAGUGUGAAAAGACUUUUACUUCAGCGAACUGUUUAAAACUGCAUGAGAGGAUUCACACUGGAGAAAAACCUUACAAGUGUUCACACUGUGAGAAGAGAUUCAGUGUGUCAUCAAGUCUGAAAACACAUGAGAGGAUCCGCACCGGAGAGAAACCGUAUCACUGCACUGCAUGUGGGAAGUGUUUCAAUAAUUCAUCUGCUCUACGCCGUCAUACAAAAAACAAUCACAGUAAGUAGAUCAUCUUGAGAUCCAGCACUUUCAGGUCUGAUGCUGCAUCUUCACCAAAUGUGACACAAUAAUGCAUCAAGCAAUAAAAUAUCAUCUGGAUAAAUCUGUCCUAUCCAGUCAAUACAAGUGACAUGACAAAGAAACAUCACAGUGUUUAAGUUUUCACAGUGAAUAAAGUUCAUCUUCAAAACCAGCAGAUUCAACUGAGAUUCAGAUCAACUCAAAGAUGGAGUUCAUCCCCAAAGGACAAUGUCAAAAUGUUUUAUUAUCGUGUAUUAUUUAGCUUCAUAAUAUAAAUGAUAUAAUUGUUUUCUUUUUAAUAUUUUGUUUUUUUAUGAGUUUCAUAUUACAUUCAAUUGUCUUAUUCAUGUGUCAUUUGAAGUUUGUUUACUCUUUCAGGAAGGAAAGCAGAAGCUUUUUACAAACUGUUCUUGUUCUGGAAGCUAUAACACUUUUAAGAGAGAUUAAAUUAAUUUUGUUUUUCACUGCUGCUUUUAAAAUAAAUAGUUAUUAUAUUUUAUACAACA